Molecule: messenger RNA, 360 nt
Organism: Saccostrea cuccullata (small rock oyster)
Lineage: Eukaryota; Metazoa; Mollusca; Bivalvia; Ostreida; Ostreidae
Exons: 4
Biological process (GO): protein peptidyl-prolyl isomerization
Cellular component (GO): cytoplasm; sarcoplasmic reticulum membrane
Molecular function (GO): peptidyl-prolyl cis-trans isomerase activity
Source: RefSeq, a predicted model, not a curated record
GGAUAUGGAAGUGUAAAUGUAAAAGUUCAUGUCGGUCCGGUGUCUGGACCUUUCCAGUAACAACAGAAAUGGGAGUUACAGUCCAACAAAUAACCCCUGGGAAUGGUCAGACAUAUCCAAAGAAAGGACAAGUAGUAGUUGUCCAUUACACAGGGACAUUAGAGAAUGGACAAAAGUUUGAUUCCUCGCGAGACAGGGGGCAGCCAUUCAAAUUUAGGAUUGGUCACCAGGAAGUCAUCCGAGGCUGGGAUGAAGGUGUCGCUAAAGUAAGCCUAUCGGAAAAGCGAGCUAUUCUGACCUGUAGUCCAGACUAUGGAUAUGGAAGCAUAGGAUACCCAGGUGUAUAUCCUUUAAACGUUA